Messenger RNA from Dictyostelium discoideum AX4, 2826 nucleotides. RefSeq names its product EGF-like domain-containing protein. Gene Ontology annotation, cellular component: extracellular region. The transcript is spliced from 4 exons. Bases 1 to 2826 code for a protein of 941 amino acids. NCBI's taxonomy places the organism in Eukaryota, Evosea, Eumycetozoa, Dictyosteliales, Dictyosteliaceae. The record is from RefSeq and is a predicted model, not a curated record. Gene Ontology annotation, molecular function: calcium ion binding.
AUGAAAAUAAUAAUUUCAUUAUUAUUUAUUUUGUUAAGUUUUAUUAAAAUUUCUACAUGUAUUGAUUGUAAAGAUUUUUAUUCACCAGAAGGGAAUCCAUGUCCAUGUUUAUCAAAUCCAUGUGGUUUCGUUGUUUCAUGUUAUGCAUUCUCUGAUGGAAGUUAUUUAUGUGGAUGUAAUCUUGUAACUGAAGUGUUUGAUGAUGGAACAAAAACUUGUGUUGAUAGAGAUGAAUGUGCUGAUGGAUCAUCAGGUUGUUCUAAUGGGUGCUCAAAUCGUGUUGGUGGAUUUGAUUGUACUUGUCCAACUGGAUAUAGAUUAAAUAGUGAUCUAAAAUCCUGUUCUGAUAUAGAUGAAUGCGCUGAAGGAAGUUCAGGUUGUUCUAAUGGAUGCAGUAACAGUGGUGGUAGUUUUACUUGUACUUGUCCUGCUGGAUAUAGAUUGGGUUCAAAUGGUAAGACAUGUGAAGUUAAUGAUCCAUGUGCAUCUAGUAAUUGUGAAGGUACUUGUGUUGCUUCAGGAAAUUCUUUUACUUGUAGCUGUGGUUCUGGAUAUACUUUAUCAUCAAAUGGAUAUUCUUGUAAUGAUAUUGAUGAAUGUGCAAAGGGAACAGAUAGCUGCGCACAAGGAUGUACAAAUAAUGAUGGUGGUUAUUCUUGCUCUUGUAGUGCAGGUUAUACUUUAGCUAGUAAUGGAUAUUCUUGUAAUGAUAUUGAUGAAUGUGCAAAGGGAACAUAUAGCUGCGCACAAGGAUGUACAAAUAAUGAUGGUGGUUAUUCUUGCUCUUGUAGUGCAGGUUAUACUUUAGCUAGUAAUGGAUAUUCUUGCAAUGAUAUUGAUGAAUGUGCUAAAGGAACAAGUGGUUGUGCUCAAUCAUGUAGUAAUACUGAUGGUGGUUAUUCUUGCUCUUGUAGUGCAGGUUAUACUUUGGCUGGUGAUGGUAAAACCUGUACAGAUAUUGAUGAAUGUGCAAAAGGAACACAUGGUUGUGCUCAGGGAUGUUCAAAUACUAUUGGUGGAUACUCUUGCUAUUGUGGCACAGGUUUUGAGUUGGGUAGUGAUGGUAAAAGUUGCACAAGUAUUAAUGACUGUGAUAAGGGAGCAAGUGGUUGCUCACAAGGAUGUUUAAGUAAUAAUGGUGGUUAUACUUGCUAUUGUAAUUCAGGCUACUCUUUGGGUAGUGAUGAAAAAACCUGUAAUGAUAUUGAUGAAUGUUCAAGUGGAAGUUCAGGUUGUACUCAACUAUGCUCCAAUAGUCCAGGUACUUACUCUUGCUCUUGUAAAUCUGGUUAUAGUUUGGGUGUAGAUAGUAAAACGUGUAAUGAUAUUGAUGAAUGUCAAACAAAUGUUGAUGGGUGUGAAAAGAAUUGUAAUAAUAUAGCUGGAAGUUUCUAUUGUUCUUGUGAUUCAAACUAUUUCUUAAAUAGUGAUAAUAAAACAUGUAAUUUAAUUAGUAGUUGCUUAACCGGUAAUGGUGGUUGUCAACAUAAUUGUUCAGAUGUUGGAGGAUCAAUCACUUGUUCAUGUGGAAAUGGUUACUCAUUGGAUGCUGAUAACAAAUCUUGUAGUGAUGUUGAUGAAUGUGCUAAUAAUCCAUGCUCAGCAAAUUUUAUAUGUGAAAAUAAACCUGGUUCCUUUGCUUGUGUUGCUAAUGUACAACCAAAACAUUAUAUUUCAUCUGUAAUUCCAUCAACUACACUUUGGGAGGUGUUGCAAGCUUUUAUGGAAUAUAACUUUAACAAUUGGUCACCAGCAGGUUCUGGUAAACAUUCAGUUAAUCUUACUCAAAAUGGUGUUGUAUUCAUUGGUAAUAAUAUUUAUCAAUAUGAAUCAAUUAUUAAGGCUUGUCCAAAAGAUUGUUCAAAUGAAAAUCAAGGAACAUGUAACACAGUAAAUGGAGAAUGUAAAUGUAAACAAGGAUUUGAUGGAUUUGAUUGUAGUAUUAAAUUACAUGAUAAUUCAACAAUAACUGUACCAGAGAAUGAAGUCACAGUCGGUAAUGGUGAAUCAAAUAUCUCAAACCAAGAUACCAAUUUUAAAAUUUAUUUUAAAUCAUUAAAAGAAAUUAGUUUCAAUGGUGAAACCAUUCAAACAUUUAAUUUAUCAGAUAAUUGGAAAUUGGUAACCUCAAAUGUUGUAAACAAUCAAGAUACAAAUAAUAAUUAUUUGUUUACUCAAACCCUAAAAAAUACAACAUGUACAGUAACAGUUACAAUUGAAGAAGUUAAACAAGAUUCAGAAUUCUCAUUUGCAGGUACAACUUUUACAGUUUCAAAAGGUUUGGUUAAAUUUACAAUUUCAAUUGCAAAUUAUCAAUAUUCUUCAUUUUUAAAUACUCUUCAAUUGGAAAUGAUUUCAAUGGCUGGUAAAGUAGAAGAUUCAAAUUAUAAUAAUGAUUGUAAUAAUAAAGAUACAGAAAUUGAAACCAAUUCAGCUGAUCAAUCAACAACUUCAUUUAAUGUUAUUAAAAUCUCUAAAAAUAAUAAAAUCUUAGGUGCAAGAUUUAUCAACAGAGUUAUAUCUGAUGGAAAACCAACAUUUUUAUCAACAACUAUUAAAAAUGAAACUGAUUCAAUUAUUGUAGUUUUAAAUUUACCACAUUGUACAAAAGAAUGUCUUAUUGAUCCAGAUUUUUCAUUACUUGUUGAUCCUCAAUUUAAACCUGAAUGCGAAUCAAAAUCUCGUAAAUGGGUAGUACCAGUUGCUGUAGUUGUAUCUGUUGUUGGUUUUUCAGGUUUGGCAGUUGCUGGUUUUAUUUUAUAUAAAAAACAAAGUAUUGCCAUUAAGGUACAAAUCCAUAAAUUAAAAAGAUUUAACCAAGAUUAA